CACGAAAGCAUGGCAUCGGCGAUGGUGCAGUGCACGCGACCGGUGAUCCUGAACGAAGCACCACAGCAAGCAUGGGUCGAAAUCUCCAUGGAGCCAGGCAAUGCAAGGUUGAAGAGUGGCACGGGGUUCAUCUGGUUGCAAGGGGCCAAAGUGUAUGCCGAGCGCAAGGACACGGUAUACGAUGUGCGCGUGACUGAUGCCAAGUCCAACGUGAUGCGGUUCAAAAUGGACUGGAAAUCAUGGAUCGAGUCAGGAGGUGGGUUUGGAGCAAAACUCGCGGAGACUAUCGAAAAGAUCAAGUCGUCGUCGACCAUCGAAGCCAUGAUGAUGCGUCGACGCAAGCGAUCUACCGCUGCUGCAAAGCAAGCCCACGACAAAAUCAAUUCCGCUGAUACAACCCCGAUCAAAGUUUCUCUGACACCACUGCAACCACCCAUGGCGACUCCUCCUGCUCCCACGAGCCUUGCAUUACCUCCCAAACAAGCUGCGACCGACGAUAGCACGAUUGUAACGACAGAUGAAGAAGACAAGCGACUUCUUCCAUUGGAUGUUAUGGGGAGUCCUCGACCUGUACGGAAACGAUUAUCGUUACCGCUGCAAUCCCCGCCGCGGAUUGUGAACCGCCGAUCUUCGUUCUCACCGUCGUCGCCCAUGAAGGAUGUGUCAACGACCAAAUCACCGUUUCGGUCACCAUUCCGAUCGCCAUUUCGAAAGACUGAUGUCGAGAAGCGAUACUUGAGUCCGACCCGCGAAUCUAGCCCAAGCCCGCCGCUUCGUCGAAGCUUGAAGCGGUCUCUUGACGACGGGAAUAAUGCUCGUGAGUCGCCAAUCGCCGAACGUCCUCCUCGACGCGUCCGGUCUCUGUUCAACGAAGGCGACAGUACAGCCGCAUCGACGCUUCCGCCGCCAGUCCCAUUUCAUGUCAAGUCGACCGAGAGCAGCCGUGCGGAGUCUACGGCCCCUUCGGGCAACCCAUCCACCACGAGCAAAUAUUUCAAGCCGUCGAGCUCUGAUCCAUCCAACAAGCCCGUCAAGGCCCUCAUUCCUUCAUCAGCUUUCGUCCGUGCAGGUGCCGCAUCCCCACCAGCACGCGGUUCUCCACUGCCGUCGUCGUCUCAACGUCCCCGCUCAACCAGCGGCAGUGGCGACGACAUACAACACGAUAAGAACCAAGAUGUUCCAACUCCAAGUGAUGUCGCUGCCAUUUCCUCGUUGGACAAAGACUCUGAUCCUUCGACCAGCUCGACUACCUUUCGACUCACUAGCAAGCCCCAUGACCAACAGUUGGGCCACGGCCUUGUGAAUUUGGGGAAUUCGUGUUACAUGAACGCUGUAUUGCAGGCAAUGCUGUGUUUGCCUGCAUUUACCCAAGUGGUGCGGACAGAAUCGUGGGUGGCCGAUGUUGUUCCUGGCACAACCAUGAAGCUCAAGCAACUCCAGCUCAAACCUGAAGAAUUCGAGUUGUACACGCAAUUCAAAGCCAUGGUCAAGUCCAAGGCGGCGAAGAAGGCGCUGAUGCAUCCAGGCGCCCUCAAGGCGGAGCUGUCGAAGCGCGCCCCGAUCUUUGCCGACAAGGAACAGCAGGACGCGCAUGAGUUCUUUUCGACGUUUCUGCAUGAGCUUGAAGAAGACAUGACCCGCCUCGCCAUGCAGGUGCUUGUCGCGAGCGAAGCCACGACGGCCGGAAAGCAAACCCUCCUGUCGUACUUUGGCCCGGCCAAGAAAAAACCACUCGUUGUUCCUGUCGGCGCGCUCCCGACGGCGUCAUUCUUCCAAACGACCCUCCAGAAAACGCUCACGUGUAUCUCGUGCUCGUACAGCCGACAAAUGUCGGAAACGUUCCGCGAAUUGUCGCUGGACAUGCCGACCCCAGCGCCUCGCCCGCUGUGUUUGUGCCGGAAACCCCCCAUCCAACUCACUGUCAAGAAGGACGGACCGAACCAUGGUCGCCAGUUCAUCAAAUGCAGUCAAUCGUUGAAUCCGUGCAAGUUUUUUGAAUGGGAGCCCGACGUCCCGUCCCCACCUCCGCUGGAUCUUGCCCAGUUGGUGUCCGAGCAUUUCAAGCCCCGACAAGUCGAUGUCACGUGUGAAAAAUGCUCCAUCGGCAAGCAAGCGACCAUGACAUUUCGCAUUGCUUCGCUGCCACCAGUUUUGAUCCUUCACUUGAAGCGAUUUGAAGUCCACCAGUCGACCUUGACCAAGCGCAUGGACGCAGUCGAUACCCCUGCAGCGCUCGACCCUUCCAAGUGGCCUCUAGUGAUCGGCCCGUCUGGCGUCUCCCACGCCAGCGACGCAAACAAGCACGCUGCCGCACCCGCAACAAAGGUUGGAGCAAAGCCAUCGCCGUACGACCUCAAGUGCAUUGUGCGGCAUUUGGGCCGCACGGCCAAUGAAGGCCACUACGUCACAGACGUGCACGACGCCGAUAAAUGGACACGAUUCAACGACACUCUCGUGACCGAGGUGGAGUCGUCGCAGGUGCUGCAAGGCAAUGGAGCCAAGUCGGGGUACAUGUUGGUGUAUGUGCAGCAGGACGUAGUUGCGCCAGGCGCCCCGUCGCCGAUGGCGAAAAACAACAGCGACGACUGACGAGUUGUCGAUAUCACAAAAACGAACGACGACGUGGACGUCCGGCCACCGUCAACGCCAGCCCGACGCGGCGUUGCAGCAUGGGACAAUCGUUCUCGACGAUGUCAUGGGCUCGCCCUGUUUCGAAUCAUGUACCAGCCACAUGCCCAUCUCAAGUCGGUGCAAGCAAUAUUGGCAUUUCUCGGCUGUUGUAACUACGUGUCUAUCUUUGUAACAUGGCGCUGUCGCUAGUGUUUUACUUGACAAUGGUCAGGCCAUUCGGAUUCGCAAACGACGUCGGGUCUUCUUGGACUGGAAUGAACCGCAUGGCGACCCCUACACCACGAAAACGAUGGGGGAUUCACGCCUCGAGCAACACGUACCGAGUGGCAGCGCCAAGAACCCAAUGGCGACGCUGUAGCCCCACAUCGCGGCGUCGAGCGGCGACGUCUUGGUAAAGUUGCCGCCAAACUCGACAAUCAAGACUUGGCACACGAUCGUCAUGACAAGGAUAAAUAGAAACAUCGAGUUGGACAUGAACC
Messenger RNA from Aphanomyces invadans, 3110 nucleotides. RefSeq lists its product as hypothetical. Gene Ontology annotation, biological process: protein deubiquitination. Gene Ontology annotation, molecular function: cysteine-type deubiquitinase activity; zinc ion binding. Bases 10 to 2589 code for a protein of 859 amino acids. The record is from RefSeq and is a predicted model, not a curated record. NCBI's taxonomy places the organism in Eukaryota, Oomycota, Saprolegniomycetes, Saprolegniales, Verrucalvaceae. The transcript is spliced from 6 exons.